Molecule: messenger RNA, 2395 nt
Organism: Neltuma alba
Lineage: Eukaryota; Viridiplantae; Streptophyta; Magnoliopsida; Fabales; Fabaceae
Product: probable L-type lectin-domain containing receptor kinase S.7
Exons: 1
Coding region: 24-2060 (678 amino acids)
Biological process (GO): protein phosphorylation
Molecular function (GO): ATP binding; protein kinase activity; carbohydrate binding
Source: RefSeq, a predicted model, not a curated record
AGAUUCUUCUUAUCAGUUUGGCUAUGUGUUCAGGAAGGACCCUAGUUCUGUUCUUUCUCUCCUGCUUCUUGGACCCAACCGGCGUGUUGGCGCAAAACCUCACCUUCGAAUUCUCUUCCUUCACGUCUCUUCGGAACGUCACCCUCGUCGGCGAUUCCUUUCUCCGGAAUGGCGUCGUCGGCCUCACGAGAUCGUCCGACGUGCCCACGUCCAGUGCCGGAGCCGUAAUCUACAAUGACCGCAUUUCUCUCUUCGACCCACACUCAAACGCUUCCUCUUCAUUCUCAACAUCAUUCGCUUUCUCUAUCACUGACAACCUUAACAAUCCUCCUUCUCUCGUGGAUGGUUCCUUAUCAUUCUUUCUAUUUCCCAGCAACCACACUCUUUGGAGCAUCGGCGGAAAGAUGGGUCUCCUGAAUUCCUCCCAGUUGACCCGAUCCAACGUCGUUGCCGUCGAAUUCGUCCCCAGUGAUAAUCGCGUUGAGUUGGGUUUAAACGGCGUUGCUUCUAUCAAUACCACCGGGGAUACCAUCUCUCAGGGCAUUGAUCUCAAGAGUGGGGAAUUGAUCACAGCUUGGAUUGAUUACGAGAGUGAAAAGAGGAAGCUUCAGGUGUUUUUGAGUUAUAAUAAUUCGACUUCAAACUUCAAGCCUGAGAACCCGGUUCUGAAUGUUGAUGAUCUUGACCUCUCUGGGUAUAUCAAGGAGAUAGUGUACGUGGGAUUUGCUGCUUCCGCCGAGGGAAGCACUGAGCUUCAUCAGCUUGUGAACUGGAGAUUCCAGAGUAAUGGAUCUCUUCCUGCAACACCACCAAAGUUCCAUGCUCAUAACGUCUCUGGUAGCUGGGUGAGUGCAACCGUGGACAUUCAUAAUAAGUCCUAUAAUCAUUCCAGCAACAAGCAUGAUAAGAGGCUUGGAUUAGGUAUAGCCAUUGCUGGUCCAGCUUUUUUCUGUGUAGUCUUGGUAAGUUUGGGCUAUUUUUCUGUACGCAAAUGGAGGAAUGGCAGAACAUUGAAGAGGGUGAAAACUGAUUUAAUGUCUUGUCCUAGGGAAUUUAGUUACAAAGAAUUGAAAGUGGCCACAAAAGGGUUUCACUCGAGUAGGAUCAUAGGCCAAGGAUCAUUUGGAACAGUAUAUAAAGCCUUGUUUCUACCUUCAGGAGCCAUUGCUGCUGUGAAGAGGUCAAGACAAUCUCAUGAUGGCAAAACAGAAUUUCUAGCUGAACUGUCCAUCAUAGCAGGUUUGAGGCACAAGAAUUUGGUUCAGCUCCAAGGUUGGUGUGUUGACAAGGGGGAAUUGUUGCUUGUGUAUGACUUCAUGCCCAAUGGAAGCUUAGAUAAGAUGCUCUACCCAGAAUCCGAAGGAAGCCAGAACUUGUUGAACUGGUCUCGUAGACUUAAUAUUGCCAUUGGGUUGGCUUCUGUUCUGACUUACCUCCACAAAGAAUGUGAAAAAAGAGUCAUUCACAGAGACAUUAAGACCGGAAACAUAUUGUUAGACGCAAAUUACAACCCAAGGUUGGGGGAUUUCGGAUUGGCGAAGCUGAUGGAUCAUGACCGAAGCCCAGUUUCAACAUUAACAGCAGGAACAAUGGGGUAUCUGGCGCCUGAGUAUCUUCAAUAUGGAAUGGCGACUGAGAAAACUGAUGUUUUUAGCUAUGGUGUGGUUGUUCUCGAAGUGGCAUGUGGGAGGAGGCCAAUUGAAAGAGAAGGCCAAAACAUGGUCAAUUUGGUUGAUUGGGUAUGGGGUUUUCACUCUCAAGGGAAGAUAGUUGAAGCAGCAGAUAAAAGGUUGAAUGGGGAGUUUACAGAGAAAGAGAUGAAGAAACUUUUGCUCUUGGGGUUGAGCUGUGCAAACCCAGAUAGUGCUGAAAGGCCUUCUAUGACCAGGGUUUUGCAGAUUCUCAGCAACGAUGAACCAGCAAGCACACUUGUUGUGCCAAAGGUGAAACCAUGCCUCACCUUCUCUUGUGGCCUACCUUUGAGUCUCGAUGAGAUUGUUUCAGAUAGUGACGUGGAGUCCAGUACUGAGAAAUCCUUGUGUGAGAUAAGAAUUGGCUGAAAAACUAAACGUGGAGUCAAUCAUUUGAUUUCUUGAUUUUUGUGGAUGAUUAUUAUUCAUUAGGGAAGGUCAUUGUUUAGGAACUGGAGUUCAAAACUCAAUCUAUUGAACUUCAAUGUCUCGUGUAUUAUUCACGAUGUAGGAGCCUAGUCAUAUAACGAAACUGACCUUCUUUUUUGGGUCAUAUGAUCAUAUAUCCCUCUAAGAUUCUCUUAUAAAGUGAGCUAGAAUUGCUGAAGAGGAGAAGAAACAGGGAGCAAAAAUAAAGAGUAUGUCUGGAUUUUUGUUUGUAAGAUCCAUUGCCAAGAGUGUAUUUGAAACCAAGUCCUGUGUAG